Molecule: messenger RNA, 699 nt
Organism: Trypanosoma theileri
Lineage: Eukaryota; Euglenozoa; Kinetoplastea; Trypanosomatida; Trypanosomatidae
Exons: 1
Coding region: 1-699 (232 amino acids)
Source: RefSeq, a predicted model, not a curated record
AUGUCAGCGAUUGCUGAAAUUGCCAAACUUCGCAAAAUUGCUGAGGAUGCUCGUCGCGAGUACGCCACAAAGUCUGAAGCAGCGAAGAAGGUAACAGCAGCGGCGGAAAAGGCACAGCUGCAACUAAAGGACUCUAAGGUCAUCAUCAGCACAAAGGCAAAGUGGGAAGAAGCCAUUAAAUCACGUAAAGCCGCAUGUGAGGCCGUCGUUAUUGCACAGAAGAAAGUAACAGAAUGGGUGGAACAAACGAAAAAAAAAUCAACCGAGAUGGCAACGGGUCUGGCAGUAAAAGCAGCUACGGGAGGUAAUCCAGACGAGAUUAAAAAAGAAUUGCAAGAAGAAACAAAAAAGGCGGGAGAGGCACUUGUAAUGGUAAUGAUUGAUGUGGCGAAGGAGAAGCAAGAGGAAGUCUCAUUGCUGCAGAAGGUGUACGCAGAUGCUGUGCGGGAGAAGGAAACAAAUAAGGGUAACGAACUUGACCAGUAUAUGAAAAAUAUACAAAAUGAUAUAAACACCAAAAAUAAAGAAGCAAGUAGUCUUCUUGAAGAAGCAUCAAAAAAAGCAGAAGCAGCAGGGGGAAUGGCGAAACAAUUACAAGAUCGCAUAAAAGACACUGUGAAUAUCUCCUCUGUAAAAUCGAAUGUUUCGAAUCUGUUGAAUGGUGCUAAAAAAAUUGAUGCUAUAAAGAAAUUCUUUUAA